This is a messenger RNA of Colletotrichum truncatum, 1692 nucleotides long. RefSeq names its product NB-ARC and TPR domain protein. Lineage: Eukaryota; Fungi; Ascomycota; Sordariomycetes; Glomerellales; Glomerellaceae. Gene Ontology annotation, biological process: protein folding in endoplasmic reticulum. Gene Ontology annotation, molecular function: protein-folding chaperone binding; misfolded protein binding. The record is from RefSeq and is a predicted model, not a curated record. Gene Ontology annotation, cellular component: endoplasmic reticulum.
AUGUACAUCCGCCUCUGCACUCUGGCUUUCGCAGCCUCCCUGCUCUCUACGCCAGCUAUUGCUAUUACUGCCGAUGAAAUCCCCUCCGAUACACCUGUUUCUUCUCUGCUGUCCUCCGCCCAAGCUCAUCUGUCCAGAGGCCAAACGACCGAUGCCCUUGUCUACUACGAUGCUGCUAUCGCUCGCGAUCCUUCCAAUUACUUGACACUAUUCAAGCGUGCCACGACCUAUCUCUCCCUCGGACGUACGAAUCAGGCAGCCGAAGAUUUCAACAAGGUCCUUUCCCUGAAGCCCGGUUUUGAGGGUGCCCAUGUCCAACUCGCCAAGAUCAAGUCCAAGACCGCCGAUUGGGAUGGCGCAAGAGAACAGUACACUUUGGCCAACAAGGACGCUACCUCCCCCGAACUUAUCAGUCUUGAGGAGGCUCAGGGUGCUGCCCGCCUUGCCGAGAUUGCCGAGAAGAAUGGCGACUGGGAAGCAUGUGUUACCCAGGCUGGCGAGGCAAUUCUCACAGCAAACCGUGCCAUUUCUCUACGAGAAAUGAGGUCGCGCUGUCGAUUUCAGCGCGGCGAGGUUGAAGAGGGAAUGGGUGACCUGCACCAUGUUCUCCAAAUGAGACCAGGCGAUGUUUCGCCGCACAUUAAGAUCUCGGCUAUCACCUUCUAUGGACUUGGCGACCUUCAGAACGCCAUGGCCCAGACCAGGAAGUGUCUACACUCCGAUCCUGACUCGAAGCCAUGCAAAAAGCUGCUCAAGCAGCAGAAAGCCAUUGAUAAAACUCUUGCCAGGGUAACUAAGGCAUUCGACAAAUCACAGCCUAUGACUGGGGUGAAGUUGUUGAUUGAUUCUGCCGAUGACACGGGUCUAAUUACCGACAUCAAGAAUCAACUGGAAGAGCUCCGCGCUGACGGUACUGUUCCUGCCACUGCUCAAUCGGCUUUGUAUACCAGAGUGAUGGAGAUGGCUUGCCAAGGCUACUAUGAUAUGAACAGCAAGAAGGCGAAGCAAUACUGUGAGGAUGUCAUCGCACUCGACAGCAAAUCAUUCUACGGCCUCCUGUACCGCGCCAAGACGAUGAUGGAAAAGGAGGAAUAUGAGGCAGCCAUCAGGUCAUUAGAGGAGGCUGGCAAUGUCAGACCUGACAAAAACGAUGUGGUCCAACCCUUGAUGCAGAAGGCUCAAAUUGCUCUUAAGCGGAGUCAGACAAAAGACUACUACAAGGUCCUCGGAGUUCCUCAUGAUGCCGACGAACGUCAUAUCAAGAAGGCCUACCGCAAGCUCUCCAAAAUCCACCACCCAGACAAGGCUGUCAAGCAGGGACUCACUAAGGAGGAAGCCGAGAAAAAGAUGGCGGGCAUUAACGAGGCAUAUGAGGUGUUGAGCAACCCUGAGCUUCGCGAACGCUUUGACCGUGGCGAUGAUCCCAACAACCAACAGCAAGGUAAUCCUUUCCAAGGCAGCCCCUUUGGUCAUGGUCAUCCGUUCAUGUUCCAGCAAGGUGGCGGGGGUGGAAGCCAGCAAUUCCAUUUCAAGUUUGGCGGCGGCGGCGGCGGCGGCGUUUCCCGGUGGCUUCCCCUUCUGAUUGAACGCGCGGGUUCCUGGAAGGCUUGGCAUAAAUUUAAGGAGUUACAGGUCAAACUUGGAGUUCUUGGGGCCUUUCAGAGGCAAUUAUCAUCGUUUUUCUGUUCGUAA